AUGCUUCCGCGGUCGGACUCUCCACCUCCAGAGGCGCAACUCCUCAAGAAGCCCAAGCCCUUCCCCUCCGCCAUCGUCGCCGCCUCCUCCACCCUGGAUCACUCCGGAAUGAGCACCGCUGCCGCCGUCCAGCCACUCCACCUCCCGCCCCGCCACCUCGCGGGGCUCGUCAUCGCCAUCCUCGCCCUCCAGCUCCUUCUAAUCCUCUCCGCCCGCUCCCUCCCGCCGCCAGCCUCCGCCUCCUCCAAAACCACCCGCCCAUCCCCUCCCAUCUCCACCCCCGCCGCCUCCGGCCCCUGCGCCGCCGGCUUGGUCUACGUCUACGACCUCCCCCCGAUGUUCAACAAGGAUGUCCUCGCCGCCUGCGCCGACCUCAACCCCUGGGCCUCCCGCUGCACCGCUCUCUCCAACGGUGGCUUCGGUCCCCCGGCCGCCGACCUCGCCGGCGUCGUUCCGCCCCACCUCCUUCCCUCCUGGUACUCCACCGACCAGUUCGCCGCCGAGCUCAUCUUCCACCACCGCAUGCUUGCCCACCGCUGCCGCACCCGGGACCCGUCCGCCGCCGCCGCCUUCUACGUCCCCUUCUAUGCCGGUCUCACAGUAGGCCGCCACCUCUGGUCCCCAAACUCCACCUCCGGCGACCGCGACCGCGACUGCGCACUCCUCCUCCGUUGGAUCCGAGACCAGCCCCCCUGGCGCCGGUCCAACGGCUGGGACCACUUCAUCACUUUAGGCCGGAUCACGUGGGACUUCCGCCGGUCCAGAGAGGGCGACUGGGGCGGGAGCUUCCUCUACAUGCCCGGCAUGGAGAACGUGACCCGGCUUCUCAUCGAGCGCAACCCGUGGGACGGCAAGGACGUCGGGAUCCCGUACCCGACCGGGUUCCACCCGCGGACCGCGGCCGAGGUGAAGGAAUGGCAGCGGUUCGUGCUGGGCCGGAGCCGGCCCACGCUGUUCAGCUUUGCGGGGGCGGCCCGGGCCGGGUUCAAGGACGACUUCCGGGGGCUUUUGCUGGGGGAGUGCCGGCGGGCAGGGAGGAAGUGCCGGUCGGUGGACUGUGGCGGCGGACGGUGCGGUAACCGAAGUGCGGAGACGGUGAGCUUAUUCCUGGACUCGACCUUCUGCCUCCAACCGCGGGGGGACAGCUUCACACGGCGGUCGAUGUUCGACUGCAUGGUGGCGGGGGCGGUGCCGGUGCUGUUCUGGCGGCGGAGCGCGUACGUGCAGUACGGGUGGUAUUUAGCUGGGGUAGAGGACUGGUCGGUGUUCAUAGAUCGGACGGAGGUCAGGAGCGGCGCGGUGAGCGUAAGGGGAGUGUUGGAGCGAAUCGGGGAGGAGAGGGCGAAGAAGAUGAGAGAGAAGGUGGUCGAGUUGAUACCGAGGUUGGUGUACGCGGCGGCGGAGGGCGGGUUGGGGGAGGGGAUGGAGGACGCGUUGGACGUGGCGGUAGACGGGGUCUUGAGGGGGUUCCGGGACCGGAAGCGGAGGAGCGGGGAAGGGGUAACGGUUUUGGGGAAAGGUUAA
Elaeis guineensis (African oil palm) is the source of this 1524-nucleotide messenger RNA. Its product is annotated as xyloglucan galactosyltransferase XLT2-like. Lineage: Eukaryota; Viridiplantae; Streptophyta; Magnoliopsida; Arecales; Arecaceae. The record is from RefSeq and is a predicted model, not a curated record. Gene Ontology annotation, molecular function: galactosyltransferase activity. Gene Ontology annotation, biological process: xyloglucan biosynthetic process.